This is a messenger RNA of Aaosphaeria arxii CBS 175.79, 2822 nucleotides long. RefSeq lists its product as uncharacterized. The coding region runs from base 136 to 2394 and encodes 752 amino acids. Gene Ontology annotation, cellular component: mating projection tip. The transcript has a single exon. NCBI's taxonomy places the organism in Eukaryota, Fungi, Ascomycota, Dothideomycetes, Pleosporales. The record is from RefSeq and is a predicted model, not a curated record.
GUCCUCCCAAACAGCUUGCAUAUUGCUAUUGCAUAGAUCUCUUUUCUUCUUCCCUUGUCGCCUUGCUUGCAACAUCGUCACUACCGACUCUAAUACAAGGCCCAGACCUCGCGCUCACAGCCAUCAUCUUCCAACAUGGCUUCCACAGUGAACCAACAGCAACCCUUCCCGGCCGUACCUCCAUCUCUUUCCGCUGGCGAUCAUGAGAUGCGAGACUACUACGCCCCACAUGAUGCACCACGACCUACCAUAAACCGGACACCAUACCUUACACCAUACCUCGGCCUUCGAGCUAGACUCUCACAGAUAUGGAUCAACCGUUGGACUAUCCUUCUCCUGCUCGUACUCGUCCGACUUCUCUUCGCCAUUGCGGGCACCAACUCGAGCCUUUCCUCUGCUCGCCGAGAGGCUCUCAGCGCAUGCACCCAAGUCGAGAACAUCGGAAGCUCCAUGGCUUCCAUGCCCCACUACAUGGCCCAGGGCAUGAACGAAAUGACCGCCACCAGUGUCGAAAAGGCCAUCAGUGGCCUCAUGCAGAUGCUCGAGCUCAGUGUCACCGCCGUCGAGGAGAUCAUCAUCUUCGUCAUUCACAUGAUGACUAGCACCUACCUCUGCCUCAUCACCCUCGCCGUUCGCGGCAGCAUGAAGGCAGCCGUAGAGAUUGGCGAAAAGAUCUCCGAGGGCUUGAACAAGACCAUCGACGAGGUGACCGACAGCAUGGGUGAUGCCACCAAGACUGUCACCGACGGCAUCAACUCAAUUCUCGACAAAAUUCAAAGCCUGCCCUUCACCGAUGACUUCAAGCCACCUACAAUCGACCUCAGCAAUGAAAUCACGAAGCUCAAGGCGCUCGAAGCACCCCCAGAAAUUCAGGAGGGAAUCAACAAGCUCAACGGUUCUAUUCCCACCUUCGAUCAAGUGCAGAACUUCACCGACACUGUCCUCCGCUUUCCUUUCGAGGAAGUCAAGAAACUCAUCAGAGGAUUGGAUAAAUACGAGUUCAACCGCACUUUGCUUCCCGUGCCUCAGAAAGAACGGCUUACGUUCUGUUCGGAGGGUAAUUCUAUCAACAGCUUCUUCGACGAACUUAUCGAACUUGGAAUUACCGGCCGCAGAAUCGCUCUUGCCGUCUUGAUCGUCGCCGCCAUUCUCGUCUGCGUUCCCAUGGCCUGGAUUGAGAUCCGUCGCUACCGCCAAAUGAAAGAACACGCGGAACUCUUCCAGAAAGGCCACGAUGGGAUGGACGUCGUCUAUUUUGCCUCUCGCCCCCACUCCGCAAGCUGGGGCUUGUGGCUCGGCCAACGUUUUGGCUCUGAACGCCGCCAGACAAUCGUACGCUGGGCAUGGGCAUACGCAACUUCCGUCCCCAUGCUCCUCUUGCUCGCUCUCGGUAUCGCUGGACUCUUCUCCUGUCUCUGCCAAUACCUCCUCGUGAGGGCCAUACAGAAGAAGGUUCCAGAGCUCACCGGCCAGGUUGCUGAUUUCGCGGAAAAGGUCAUCACGUCUCUUGACGCUUCGUCCAUGUCAUGGUCGAAUGGUGUCAACGGGGUGAUCGACAAGCUUGAUAGCGAAAUCAACGAAGACAUCUUUGGCUGGGUCAAUACAACCACCGAAGCAGUCAACGGCACCCUCAACACAUUCGUAGAGGAAAUGAGCAAGACCCUAGAUACGGCGUUCGGCGACACGAUCCUGCGCGACCCCAUUGGUGACGUCCUCAACUGCCUAAUCGGUCUGAAGAUUGCAUCUUUCCAGAAAGGACUUACCUGGGUUCGUGACCACGCCCACGUUGGUUUCCCAGGUGUGCGCAACGACAGCCUCUCCAUAAGCGCCCUGGCCAACAACGGUGACUCUUCCUCAGCUGCCGAACUACUCGCUGAUCCCAACGGCAAGGCCAGAGACGAAAUUACCGAAGCUGUCGACUACGUUGUCGGCAAGAUCAUCUCUGGCAUCAUCACCGAAGCGCUCAUCUCCACAGCUCUCAUCUGUAUCUACUUGUUAAUCGCUCUUGGUGGCGUGAUCUACGCCUGCACUCUCUUCCCGCGCCGCAAUCGGUCUGUUCCUGCAGACCCGUACAUCAUCAACCCGGUCCUUGCGGACGAGAAUGCACCAAAAUCUGGGCCAAAUGCACGUGACUAUCCCGAGACUGCUGCUCCGCCAUACGAGUAUCACACUACGAAGCCGUCGUACACAAUCACACCUCGACCAUUCCGCACAACCGAGAACAACACGGAAACGGUCGGCCAAGUCGCGGCCCAACACUCGGUCAUCGAAUCUGCCCACCCAGGGCAUGCACGAAGCAGCAGUCAUGGUCAUUUUGCAGACCCCUCACCCCUCGACGAGAAGUCCAAUCCUUUCGCCUCACCUACCGAGCAGAAGCGAAACCCCUUCCACUAGAUCCGUAUUCAUCGAUUAGCACCCCCAUCCUCACAUGACCUUUUCGUUCGCGUUCUGAGUCUCCCGAGGCUGGGAUGUGCUAGCUACAUCGAUCUGUGAUGUAGACGUAAUUGCUCGGGUUACGUACCUUGGUCCCUAAGGUCUCUCUUUAUCAGGUGAUGCUUUGCUCUCUGAUUUAGUAACCCCAGAUUGCAGGAGCUAACGCUUCUCUCUGGGAUGAAACUGGUAUUUCAUAUCUACAUUCUUUUCAAUUUAAUUGCCCCAGCUUCGGUCUGAUGCCUUCUCGCUCGACCAAGCGGGCAUAAUGUAUUUUCGGUUUAUUUGUUAUGUGUUGUGCUCUGCACAUUGUCAGGCGGCGUUGGAAGAUAUCCCCUCAGUAAUUGGCAUAUUUCGAAGUUUUUAGGAUACCUCUUUUCAUUGUUUUUCAA